CGGAGCGACGCUGCAGAGACUCCUUCGCGCCUUCGCUUCCUCGCAGGUACCUCGCUCCCUUCCUCGGCAGAGCAAGUCACCUGGAUUAAGAACAAAAAGAAACAAAACAAAGAAAAAGACAAAAAAAAAAAAAAAAAAAAACCCAAACAAAUCUUUAUUAUUUUUUUUCCUUCCCGACGCGCACUCCACCCGAUGUGAUAGAGACAAGAGAGGGGAAAGGAGAGCAGACCAAAAACAGAAGAGACAUGGGAGCGUUCAGGCUGCUGCUGGGGAGUUUACAUUACAUGGGACUCUACAUGCAACUUAGUGUCUCCACGAGGCAAGCUGGACACGGCGAGAUAGAGAACCACAUCUCUGGGAACGCCAUGUUCACAGAGGUGCCUCGUGAUGUGACUGCUCAGAGAGGUCAGGACGUGGAGAUGGCCUGCUCCUUCAGAGGGGCGGGGAUACCCUCGUAUUCACUGGAGAUCCAGUGGUGGUACAUCAGGAACCAUCUCGACUGGACGGACAGACAGCCCUGGACAACCAAUGAAGUGGCUCCUGAGGAGGAGAUGCCAAAGGAUGCUACAAAGAUAAGCGUGGUGAAGGUCGUGGGAAGCAACAUCUCCCAUAAACUCCGCCUCUCCCGGGUCAAAUCGUCUGAUGAGGGCACCUACGAAUGCCGCGUCAUCGACUUCAGCGAUGACGCAGGCGCCCGUCACCACCGCGUCAGAGCCUACCUGCAGGUGGUGCCGGAGAGCAACAUCGUCAACGCUGACCACAAUGACAACUUCGAGGCCCUGGACGAUACCAAGAAAGGAGUGGCGUUCGUCGACGGGGAAGAGGUGGAGCCUCACGGUGGCGCCAAGGAGCACGCUCACGGCCAUCACCAGAAUCACGGGCACCACCAGGAGCACGGCAAGCGUCCCUCGUCGCCGGUCCACCAUGGCCACAGCCACAGCGGCAGCAGUCAGCAGCACAAGGCAGGCAGAGAGCUGAGGAAGAGGGACGUGGACAGUAACCACAGCCAAAAUGACUGCACCAACGAGCCCAGCUGCACGCUGUAGAUGUUGGCUCAUUCCACCUGAGCGAUAGAUUACACAAGGAUUGCGUAACAUGAUGUGUGUCACAGCGUAAAAAAGCUAUUCUUCCCACACAGAGCAGGCCUGUGCACAAAUCCAGAAUCCCUCAAAAUGUACAGUACGGCUCAUUCAGAGCACAGUGCUGUGAGCUGUGCUGGGAAAGUAGCUUUUUGUCGCUGUGCACCAGUUUGGGCUGCUCACUGUCUGUAAGGCCCGGCCUCACAUCAUUCAGCGAGGGGGGGCUGAUGUGUAGAUCUAAGCAGCUCCCCUGUUUCUGUUCUCAGCACCGACAAAAGACUCCUGUCUUACUAUUAACCCAUGCUCUCCUUGUACUUUAUAUACUGUACAUGACAUAACCCUGCGUUCACACUCAUUCUUCUUCCACUGCCUUACUUCUCUUCGCAUUUUAUACACCCUCUGAAGAAAAAAAAAAAAAAAAGUGCUAUACCUUUUGUAGCUGGGUUUGUGCUCGGUAAAAGAAAUGUUCCUUUUAUUCUGAGGGUGCGCAUAAUGAAACUAUCUGUAAUUAUUUCCUCAGCUUUUUACCAAGAGCCCAAGCUUCACUCCACCUUUCUGUGUGUUCAGAUUUUGGACAUGAAAAUGGUGCAAAAUCUGUAUACACUCAAAAGUCUGUUUACCUGCAGGGAGAGAGAAAUAUGCUUUAUUCAGCAGGAAUUCAUCAAGGUCCCAGAGCAGCAGCGCUCAUCAAGGACAGAUACGGCCUCGAUUCAUUUGAGUUGGAGUAAAAGCGGUGGCGGGGUGGAAAGUGUGGGAUUUAGUCCUCGUUCGCUCGCAAGUCAAACAAAACACAUCACAGGCUGUGUUUUUCCCCACAGCGCUUUUGAGCCUCUAAAAUUUGCAGCGCGACCGAAAAAUGUGAUUUUUGUCCCCCCCCCCCCCCCCCCCCACACACACACACACACACACACACACACACACACACACUCUUUGUGCUGCAGGUUCGAUCAAUUCAUGGCUGUUCAGGCGCAGAGAAAUCAAUCGAGUCGUUCCACGUAGACCCCACCUGCUUGGAAAGCCAUGAAAAGAUCAAAAUCUGCGAACACUAAAUUAAAAAUCUCAUUUGGCGUGCCUCUGAAUCCACUCUGCGACCAUAAAUCAACAGGAAGGAAUGGCGCAAGAUACUUUUUUCUGGAAGAGCGGUGCUGUAUCUAUCCAAGCUUAUAGCUCCCUCACUCUGAUGUGCUCAUCAAUCUUUUUUUUUUUUUUUU
Messenger RNA from Acanthopagrus latus (yellowfin seabream), 2290 nucleotides. RefSeq names its product V-set and transmembrane domain-containing protein 2-like protein. The record is from RefSeq and is a predicted model, not a curated record. Lineage: Eukaryota; Metazoa; Chordata; Actinopteri; Spariformes; Sparidae. The coding region runs from base 246 to 1046 and encodes 266 amino acids. The transcript has 4 exons.